Messenger RNA from Impatiens glandulifera, 918 nucleotides. RefSeq names its product 40S ribosomal protein S7-like. Bases 163 to 738 code for a protein of 191 amino acids. The transcript is spliced from 6 exons. Gene Ontology annotation, biological process: rRNA processing; translation; ribosomal small subunit biogenesis. Lineage: Eukaryota; Viridiplantae; Streptophyta; Magnoliopsida; Ericales; Balsaminaceae. Gene Ontology annotation, cellular component: 90S preribosome; small-subunit processome; ribosome. The record is from RefSeq and is a predicted model, not a curated record. Gene Ontology annotation, molecular function: structural constituent of ribosome.
AAACUAGGGUAAGAAUAAAAUCCGAUCCUUUUAAGUCAUAUCAGGGCAAACUCAGUGUCUUCUUUCCCCGCUACGUUUAUUUUCGGCGCUAAAGCUUGAAGCUUUCUCUACCUACAUCUGCAUUGCCAUAGCGGUGCUUAUCUCCGAUUCAAGUCGGUCAAAAUGUUCACUUCAUUGAAGAAGAUCCAUAAGGAUAAGGGUGCUGAACCCACUGAGUUUGAGGAGACAGUGGCACAAGCUCUCUUUGAUCUUGAGAACACAAACCCAGAGCUCAAAAGUGAUCUUAAGGAUCUUUUCAUCAACUCAGCACUUCAAGUUGAUGUGUCUGGAAGUCGCAAAGCUGUUGUCAUCCAUGUUCCUUACAGAUUGAGGAAAGCUUUCCGCAAGAUUCAGCUAAGGCUGGUCAGAGAACUGGAGAAAAAAUUCAGUGGCAAAGAUGUUAUUGUUGUUGCUACUAGGAGGAUAGUUAGGCCACCAAAGAAGGGCUCUGCUGUCCAGAGACCACGUUCUCGUACUCUCACAUCGGUGCAUGAAGCUGUUCUCGAGGAUAUUGUGUAUCCUGCUGAGAUUGUAGGAAAGCGUACCCGAUACAGGGUUGAUGGAUCCAAAAUCAUGAAGGUGUUUUUGGAUGCUAAGGCACGCAAUGACACCGAAUACAAGCUGGAGUCGUUUUCUGGAGUUUACAGAAAGCUCUCUGGAAGGGAUGUCGUAUUUGAAUACCCAAUCACAGAGGCUUAGUUUAAUGUUACCACCCUUCAAGGUCUUUUUCGUCCUUUUAAUUAUUUAUCAGUGGUCACUUAAUUGUGUGUUUUUUUGGUUAGACUUGGUAUAAGGUGUUCUCACAAAGCUUUUUGUCUUGACAUAUUCAUCUCUUUUAGUUGAACUUUUAUAUGUGAAUGAGGAAAGGGCAUUUUCUUA